This is a messenger RNA of Lathyrus oleraceus (garden pea), 902 nucleotides long. Its product is annotated as temperature-induced lipocalin-1. The transcript is spliced from 2 exons. Bases 169 to 723 code for a protein of 184 amino acids. Lineage: Eukaryota; Viridiplantae; Streptophyta; Magnoliopsida; Fabales; Fabaceae. The record is from RefSeq and is a predicted model, not a curated record. Gene Ontology annotation, cellular component: cytoplasm. Gene Ontology annotation, biological process: lipid metabolic process; response to reactive oxygen species.
CCUCCACGUCAAAGCUCCAAACCCACGUUACUCGUACAAAAGCACAAAGAAAACCGGAACCAAAACCUUAUCAAAACCCUUUAUGCUUUCUAUCGUUGUUACAACAAAAACACAAAACAAACCCUUUCUUCUCCGUGUCUCAUUUCCCUGCAAUAAUCAAUCACCAAAAUGUCGAACAAAGAAAUGGACGUUGCAAAAGGCGUUGAUUUGAAGCGAUACAUGGGCCGGUGGUACGAAAUAGCUUGUUUUCCAUCUAGGUUUCAGCCAAGUGAUGGUACGAACACAAGAGCAACAUACACUCUCAGAGACGAUGGAAUUGUUGGUGUUUUGAAUGAGACUUGGAGCGGUGGAAAACGAAGCUACAUUGAAGGAACUGCUUAUAAAGCUGAUCCUAACAGCGAUGAGGCUAAACUCAAGGUCAAAUUCUAUGUUCCUCCUUUCUUGCCAAUAUUUCCUGUUGUUGGUGAUUACUGGAUUUUGCAUCUUGAUCGUGAUUAUCAGUAUGCUCUCAUUGGUCAACCUAGCAGGAAUUAUCUUUGGGUACUAUGCAGGCAACCUCAUUUGGAUGAUGAAAUCUACAACCAGCUUGUUGAGAAAGCUAAGGAAGAAGGGUAUGAUGUGAGCAAACUGCACAAGACUCCACAGAGUGAUACUCCACCUGAGCAAGAAGGGCCUCAAGACACCAAAGGAAUUUGGUGGAUCAAAUCCCUCUUUGGGAAAUAAACAAAUAUGUGUUUCUGCCAUGUUAAGAAUAAAGGUUUUAAGUACUCACUAGUUUGGAUUUAUAUGUAUCAUGUAUUGGCUUCUUCUGUAUAUAGAGACUAAAGAUGUGACCUUUAGCAAAUUUGGUGUUUCAUGCUCAAAUUGUCUUUAGAAUUCAAUUCACUAUGUGUUACUUGAAA